Molecule: messenger RNA, 2959 nt
Organism: Chinchilla lanigera (long-tailed chinchilla)
Lineage: Eukaryota; Metazoa; Chordata; Mammalia; Rodentia; Chinchillidae
Gene: Syt3
Product: synaptotagmin III
Exons: 10
Coding region: 732-2573 (613 amino acids)
Biological process (GO): regulation of calcium ion-dependent exocytosis; calcium-ion regulated exocytosis; regulation of dopamine secretion
Cellular component (GO): membrane
Molecular function (GO): clathrin binding; calcium-dependent phospholipid binding; calcium ion binding
Source: RefSeq, a predicted model, not a curated record
CUCUGCAGCCCAGAGAGGCAUUAAAGACUUCAACUCCCAGUAUGCCCCGCGGCAGCGGACCAGGGGAGCCGCAGCCGCGCGAACGCGAGCCCUGCCGGGAGUUGUAGUUCCCAAGCGCUUACCGCUAGCUUGGGGGGUGCCCGAGGUGGGAGGAGGCGGCUGGACCCCCGAGGUCGCCUGGGGUCGGGCUCUCAUCUAGGGCAAGAUGUGUGGCUAGGGCUGAGCUUUUUCUCCGGGCCUCACCCCCCUAACCCAGAUCUGACACCCCUUACCACCACCCGGCGCUCGUGGGGCGUGGGGACGGUCCGCAGCCCCUAGUCCGCCCUGCAGCCCCCAUGGGCUGCCGCCCGCCGCCGCCUCGGCUGCCGCCCAAGACCAGGCAGGGAUAAGCACAGGGUCCUCUUCCUCGUGUACCUGGCCUGGUUCUCCGUCCUCCUGUCCAUUUACACCUACCCCUGUCACCUUGGUGUGUCCAACCCUGUUCUUCUUUUCUUGCCCACCUCUACUUUUGGCCUUUGUGUCUCUCUGCUUCUCAUCUUUCCCCUCAUCCUCCUUCCCACCAAUAUCUGUCCCUUGUCCCUCUGCCUCUGCUCCUGGCCCCUGAUCUGCCCACCCCACCUCUGCUCUCUUUACCCAUCCCCCCUCCCACCCAUAUCCCUGCACCCCUGCCCGCCUCCUGCCCACCUCCUGUACCUUCCCCCAGCCUCCCAAGCAAGGAGCAGGUGGCCACCAUGUCUGGAGACUAUGAGGAAGACCUGUGCCGGCGGGCACUCAUCCUGGUCUCGGAGCUCUGUGCGCGGUUCCGAGAUGCCGACACCAGAGACAGGUGCCAGGAGUUCAACAGCCGGAUUCCUGGCUACCCCCGCGGCCCCGAUGCAGACAUUUCCGUGAGUCUGCUGUCGGUCAUCGUGACGUUCUGUGGCAUUGUCCUCCUGGGCGUCUCCCUCUUCGUGUCCUGGAAGUUGUGCUGGGUGCCCUGGAGGGACAAGGGAGGCUCGGCGGUGGGCGGAGGCCCCCUGCGCAAAGACCUGGGCCCUGGGGUGGGGCUGGCGGGCCUGGUGGGCGGUGGCGGGCACCUGGGGGCCGGUCUGGGUGGCCACCCUCUGUUGGGCGGCCCCCACCACCAUGCUCACGCUGCCCACCACCCGCCUUUCGCCGAGCUGCUGGAGCCGGGCGUCCUGGGGGGCUCUGACCCCCCUGAGCCCUCCUACUUGGACAUGGACUCAUAUCCAGAGGCUGCAGCUGCUGCUGUGGUGGCUGCCGGGGUCAAGCCGAGCCAGACCUCUCCUGAGCUGCCCUCCGAGGCCGGGGCGGGCUCUGGGCUGCUGCUGCUGCCGCCCAGUGGGGGCGGCCUGCCCAGUGCCCAGUCGCAUCAGCAGGUCACAAGCCUCGCUCCCAGCACCAGGUACCCAGCCCUGCCGCGGCCCCUCACGCAGCAGACCCUGACCAUGCAGCCGGACCCCAGCAGCGAGGAGCGGCCGCCCGCCCUGCCCCUGCCCCUGCCCGGUGGCGAGGAGAAGGCCAAACUCAUCGGGCAGAUCAAGCCUGAGCUGUACCAGGGGACAGGGCCCGGGGGCCGGAGGGGCGGCGGGGGCUCGGGAGAGGCAGGGACCUCCUGUGGCCGCAUCAGCUUUGCCCUGCGGUACCUCUACGGCUCCGACCAGCUGGUGGUACGGAUCCUGCAGGCCUUGGACCUCCCGGCCAAGGACUCCAAUGGCUUCUCAGACCCCUACGUGAAGAUCUACCUGCUGCCUGACCGCAAGAAGAAAUUUCAGACCAAGGUGCACAGGAAGACCCUGAACCCCAUCUUCAAUGAGACGUUCCAAUUCUCAGUGCCCCUGGCUGAGCUGGCCCAGCGCAAGCUGCACUUCAGCGUCUAUGACUUUGACCGCUUCUCCCGGCACGACCUCAUUGGCCAGGUGGUGCUGGACAACCUCCUGGAGCUGGCUGAGCAGCCCCCCGACCGCCCGCUCUGGAGGGACAUCAUGGAGGGCGGCUCGGAAAAGGCAGAUCUUGGGGAGCUCAACUUCUCACUCUGCUACCUCCCCACGGCCGGGCGCCUCACCGUGACCAUCAUUAAAGCCUCUAACCUCAAAGCGAUGGACCUCACGGGCUUCUCGGACCCCUACGUAAAGGCCUCUCUGAUCAGCGAGGGGCGGCGUCUGAAAAAGCGCAAAACCUCCAUCAAGAAGAACACGCUGAACCCCACGUACAACGAGGCGCUGGUGUUCGACGUGGCCCCCGAGAGCGUGGAGAACGUGGGGCUCAGCAUCGCGGUGGUGGAUUACGACUGCAUCGGGCACAACGAGGUGAUCGGCGUGUGCCGCGUGGGCCCCGAGGCCGCCGACCCCCACGGCCGCGAGCACUGGGCCGAGAUGCUGGCCAACCCGCGCAAGCCGGUGGAGCACUGGCACCAGCUGGUGGAGGAGAAGACUCUGACCAGCUUCACGAAAGGUGGCAAAGGACUGUCAGAGAAGGAGAACUCAGAGUCUGGCCUAGGCCGGGGGUCUGACCAGAGCCCCCAGGACCCCACCCCUUCCUGCCCGGACCGUGAACUCAUCUGGAAGCCAUAGCGUCCGAGCUGCUGGUGCAGGCCUGCCCCGGGCCCGCCCGUCCUUCCCGGACGCGUGUGCGUGGGCAGCGGGCAGCCCGGCGCCCUGGUUCAGGGUGGGGGGCCUUUAGCCUCCACUGUCUGUCUUGUCUUCCCCGGGGCUCCCCCUCAAGGCGAGGGGCCGUGCAUGUCUGGGGGACCCCGCGCCCCGGUCGCUCUGUCUCUUUACUGUUGUCCAAGCCCGGUGUCCCGACUCGUUCUCACCGUGAAUGUCACUAAACCAGUCCUCAGUGUCCUCCAGACACACACAGCUGUGUCCCCACCGUGUUCACCGCCCCCCUCGUCCGGCCACCCCCCCAAUGCUGCUGCUAUCAACGCCAGAAUAAACACACUCUGUGGGUCUCACCA